Messenger RNA from Bombus terrestris (buff-tailed bumblebee), 1971 nucleotides. Its product is annotated as nucleolar protein 58-like. Gene Ontology annotation, cellular component: box C/D methylation guide snoRNP complex; small-subunit processome. The transcript has 3 exons. The coding region runs from base 159 to 1478 and encodes 439 amino acids. The record is from RefSeq and is a predicted model, not a curated record. Gene Ontology annotation, molecular function: snoRNA binding. Lineage: Eukaryota; Metazoa; Arthropoda; Insecta; Hymenoptera; Apidae.
UACUAUCGCGCAGUACAUAGUGUUAUACGAGUGCUUAUUGUUAUACAUAGUGCUUAUUGCUUACGAAUGUUUCAUGAAACUAGCUGGCGCCUUUUAUCAUAAACGUGAAAAUUGUUAAAAACAUUAAUAUUUCUAACCGUGAAAAUAAAUUAACCAAAAUGUUAGUGUUAUUUGAAACUCCCGCGGGAUAUGCAAUUUUCAAGUUACUUGAUGAGGAUAAGUUAACAGAAGUAGAAAAUCUUUAUCAUGAUUUUGAAACACCUGAAGCAGCUAGUAAGAUAGUGAAGUUGAAACACUUUGAAAAGUUUGCAGACACUACUGAGGCUCUUGUAGCUACAACUGCAGCAGUAGAGGGUAAACUGUGCAAAGCAUUGAAGAAAAUUCUUAAAAAACAUUGUAAUGAACUUCAAGAACAACUAGCUGUGGCCGACGCUAAGCUAGGUAAUGCUAUAAAGGAUAAACUGAGUUUAUCUUGUGUCAGUAAUACUGCUAUACAAGAAUUAAUGAGAUGUAUAAGAAGCCAGAUGGAUAGUUUAUUGUCAGGUUUACAUAAAAAAGAAAUAACGGCAAUGGCAUUAGGUUUAGCACAUAGCCUUUCUAGAUACAAAUUGAAAUUUUCACCCGAUAAAGUUGAUACAAUGAUAAUACAAGCUGUUUAUUUGUUAGAUGAUUUAGACAAAGAAUUAAAUAACUAUGUUAUGCGUUGUCGUGAAUGGUAUGGCUGGCACUUUCCAGAACUUGGAAAGAUUAUUAUAGAUAAUAUAACAUUUGUUAAAACAGUAAAAGUAAUUGGAACAAGAGAAAAUACUAUAAAUUCAGAUUUAUCUGAUAUAUUAUCAGAAGAUGUAGAAGAAAAAGUAAAGGAGGCUGCAGAGAUAUCCAUGGGAACGGAAAUCUCUGAAGACGAUAUUUUAAAUAUUCGACAUUUAUGUGAUCAAAUAGUUGAAAUUUCUCAAUAUAGAACACAACUAUAUGAUUAUCUUAAAGCAAGAAUGAUGGCAAUGGCGCCAAAUUUAACUAUUCUUGUCGGAGAGUUAGUGGGAGCUCGUUUAAUCUCACAUGCUGGGUUUUUAAUUAAUCUUGCUAAGCAUCCAGCAUCUGCUGUGCAAAUACUUGGUGCUGAAAAAGCUCUCUUUAGAGCAUUAAAAUCAAAAAAAGAUACUCCGAAAUAUGGUUUAAUUUAUCACGCACAACUUGUUGGGCAAUCUUCAACAAAAAAUAAGGGAAAGAUGACCAGAAUGUUAGCUGCUAAAGCUUCAUUAGCAACUAGAGUAGAUGCAUUAGGAGAAGAUGGCAGCUUUAAUCUUGGUGCUGAACAUAAAGCUAAAUUGGAAGCACGUUUGAGGAUUUUAGAAGAAGGGAAUUUUCGUAGAAUUAGCGACACAGGCAAAGCAAAAGCAAAAUUUGAGAAAUAUUACACUAAUUGUGCAUCCCUAAUUCUUCACUAUAUUGUACAAUAUGAAAGCCUGUGCUAUUAAAGACCCAGCAUGUGAGAUUAAACGAGCUCUCACUAACUCUCCGACAAGAAUAGUUAAAUUUGGUGCCAUUGCCAUCAUUCUUGCUUUAAGAUAAUCAUAUAAUUGUGUUCUAUAUUGAGAAAUUUCAAUAACUUAUAGUAUUCUCUCUAGUUCCAACUACUUGGAGUAAUUGGAACUAGAGAGAAUACUAUAAAUUCAGAUUUAUCUGAUAUAUUAUCAGAAGAUGUAGAGGAAAAAGUAAAGGAGGCUGCAGAGAUAUCCAUGGGAACGGAAAUCUCUGAAGACGAUAUUUUAAAUAUUCGACAUUUAUGCAAUCAAAUUAUUGAAAUUUCUCAAUAUAGAACACAACUAUAUGAUUAUCUUAAAGCAAGAAUGAUGGCAAUGGCACCAAAUUUAACUAUUCUUGUCGGAGAGUUAGUGGGAGCUCGUCUAAUCUCACAUGCUGGAUCACUUAUUAAUCUCGCUAAGCAUCCAGCAUCUACUGUGCAAAUAC